AUGCCCAAGGCUGCAGCUCUACCCGCUCGUCUGCUGCGGACCUCGCGGCAAGGCUCAAAUCAAUGCCCAACAAGCAAGAUUCAAACAUCGACUCGUGCUCGGAACUACCAUGUCUCGACAAUCUCUUCCACCGGCAAACGCUCGCGUGACGGUGUCUGUGGUCGGAAACUCCCCUCAUCCGCCUCCGCAAGGAGCUUCCAUACGACUGCACCUCUCGCCGCAAUUCCCGAUCCCUACAAAGUCCUAGGAGUGGACAAGAAUGCUUCCGCCGGAGAUAUCAAGAAAGCUUACUAUGGGAUGGCUAAGAAGUACCAUCCUGACACCAACAAAGGCCCAGACGCCAAGGAGAAGUUCGCGGAGGCGCAAUCUGCCUACGAGUUGCUUUCAGACGCCAAAAAGAGAGAGACCUACGAUCGGUUUGGCGGUGCUGCUUUCGAUGGCAGUGGCGGGUUCGAUCCCAAUGCGGCAGCCGGCGGCAACCCGUUCGCUGGUGCCGGAGGCUUCCAUGGCUUCGGAGGUGGUUUUGGAGGCGGCGGUUUCCCUGGUGGAUUCGCUGCGGAUAUCAACUUUGAGGAUCUCUUUGGUGCUUUUACCGGCGGCGCGCGUCGUGCCGGACGGGGUAGGCGCAGUCCUUUCCAGGAGGUGUUGGUAGGCGAGGACAUCGAGGUUCAGACGAACAUCUCUUUCAUGGAAGCCGCCAAAGGUACAUCGAAAGAUGUGGUCAUCAAUCCUUUGACUGAAUGUGGUACCUGCAAGGGCGAGGGGUUGAAAGCAGGUGCGAAGAAGUCACAAUGUCGCCAGUGCAACGGGUCUGGCACUCGGGUUCACUUUAUGCAAGGUGGCUUCCAGGUGGCAGCUACUUGCGACGCGUGCGGAGGGGCUGGUAUGACCGUACCUCGGGGAUCUGAAUGUGGUACCUGCAGAGGUAACGGAGUGGUCCGGGACAAGAAGACAAUUCAGGUUGACAUCCCCGGCGGUGUCGAGGAUGGCAUGCGCUUGAGAGUGGCUGGUGAAGGAGAUGCACCUCCUACAGGAACACAAGCUGCUCCAGGCACCCGCACUCAGCGGGGUGAUCUUUACGUCUCUAUCAGGGUUGCGCCCGACCAUCGCUUCAGUCGCUCUGGCUCCGACAUUCUUUACACGGCCUCCAUCCCUCUGACCACUGCCCUGCUCGGCGGAGAGGUGACAAUUCCCACAUUGGAUGGCGAGGUCAAGGUCAAGGUAGCCACCGGUACCGGCACAGGCGACCGGAUCACGCUUUCUGGCAUGGGUAUGAAGAAGCUCGGCGGCCGUCCCAGAGGCUACACGCCAAUGGGUGACCUGAAGGUGGAGUUCAAGGUUGCUAUGCCCAAGUACCUGACGGCCAACCAGCGAACUAUCCUGGAGGUCCUGGCGGAUGAGAUGAAUGACAAGACAGCGAGGCGUAUGAUGGAGGUUGGGAAGGAUGGCACUCCGUCCGAUGCGUCGGGAGACUCGAACCAGAGCGGAGGCUUCCUCAAGUCCGCCUGGCAGAAGCUCAUGAAUUCCGCCAAACACGGCGACGGCGAAAGCUCCACCGGCGAGCAGGAGAAGAAAGACUCGGACAACGUCAAGAAGGACGACAAGGACAGCAAGUAA
This is a messenger RNA of Aspergillus clavatus NRRL 1, 1617 nucleotides long. Its product is annotated as putative mitochondrial DnaJ chaperone (Mdj1). The coding region runs from base 1 to 1617 and encodes 538 amino acids. Gene Ontology annotation, cellular component: cytoplasm. The transcript is spliced from 3 exons. Gene Ontology annotation, biological process: protein refolding; response to heat. The record is from RefSeq and is a predicted model, not a curated record. Gene Ontology annotation, molecular function: heat shock protein binding; ATP binding. Lineage: Eukaryota; Fungi; Ascomycota; Eurotiomycetes; Eurotiales; Aspergillaceae.